Messenger RNA from Lotus japonicus, 1344 nucleotides. Its product is annotated as probable disease resistance protein At5g45490. The record is from RefSeq and is a predicted model, not a curated record. Bases 114 to 1238 code for a protein of 374 amino acids. The transcript has a single exon. Gene Ontology annotation, molecular function: ADP binding. NCBI's taxonomy places the organism in Eukaryota, Viridiplantae, Streptophyta, Magnoliopsida, Fabales, Fabaceae. Gene Ontology annotation, biological process: defense response to fungus.
CAAUGAUAUAAUAUCUGGUUCUCAACUAGAAUGAUCCUUGGUUGUCAAAAUAAUACAUUGGCUUUGUAAUUUCAACCAUCACCAAUUACUCUUUCCCUACAUCCCUCUUCACCAUGGCCUCAGACGUUGCUGAAUUCCUUAAGAAAAACUUCUUGGAGAGUGUCAUGUCAGAAAAAGUGUUUAGCCUACCACCAACCAUUAGCAGCCUUUUGAAUGACAUCAAAGAUGAAUUCAUGGAGAUCAAUAAGGAAUUUUGGUCCCCACCCCCUCCCAAUUCCUUCGUUUUGUUUCACCAUCUUGACAAUGCACUUGCUGAAUUCCGCGAUUUCUGUAAGCAAGAAACAGACAAUAAACGAAGUCUCAAGAUAACCAUCUUCUCUGGUUCUGAACGUGACAUGGAAAAAAUUAAUGGAAUUUAUAAAGCACUUAUCAGCAUGAGGAUUCAGCAGCAGAACGAGCCCAGCAAAGUGGAUACAAUAAUAGACUCAAGCUCAAACUCAUUCAUCCGUUCAUCUAUUUACCACAAGGGUUUUGAUGAAGAAAUACUAAAGAAGAUUCACAAGUGCCUUGACUCAGAAAAAGAGUUUAAGGCCAUUGGGAUACAUGGGAUGUGUGGCAUUGGAAAGACCACACUUGUGAAAAAGAUUGUGGCUGAUGAACCAGUUCAAGCCAAGUACAUGAAGCCAAUUAUAUGGGUGCAUUUAUCAGACUUGACACCAGAGGAAAUGGAUAUAAGGAUUGUUAAGGAAAUAUUGCUAUGUUUGAAUGAUGAUCCUGAUCUGUUAACCGAGGAACUCGAAGACGAUGCGCUAGUCGAAAGACUUCGUGACAGGCUCAAGGGUAGGAGGUAUUUGAUUGUAUUGGAUGGUGUAUGGCACUGUAAUGAAUGGUUUAGUAACUUGCAUGUUGAUGAAAAGAUUGAGAGGACUAACAAGUGUUCCUUUUCAAUGGCUUUGCCUAAGGAUAGUGGUGGUGCUGUCAUUGUUACUAGUAGAGUGAAGGAGUUGGCUAAACAAUUGGUGGGUGAGAAGUGUUUGUUUUGUGUCAAGCCUUGGAGUGAUGAGAAUAUGAAACAGGUUGUGAAGCAAUGUUUGGAAAGAAAAAGAUCAUCUGGUAAGAUCAUCAAUGAUGAAGAGAGGUUGAUAAAUGAAGUUGUUAAUCAUUGUCAUGGUCUUCCUUUAGUUGCUGAAACUCUCUCAGCUUGGAUUGCUGAACAAAUCACUGGGAAGUCUAGUUAAUUUUAAUUGAUUAAUCCAGUGAUCGAUGUAUCUGGUUUAUUCCACCUUAUGAUACUACCAUACAUUGUAUUUUUUUUAUAAAGGCACUACCAUACAUUGUAUGAUA